Molecule: messenger RNA, 888 nt
Organism: Verticillium dahliae VdLs.17
Lineage: Eukaryota; Fungi; Ascomycota; Sordariomycetes; Glomerellales; Plectosphaerellaceae
Product: phosphoglycerate mutase family protein
Exons: 2
Coding region: 1-888 (295 amino acids)
Cellular component (GO): cytoplasm
Molecular function (GO): phosphatase activity
Source: RefSeq, a predicted model, not a curated record
AUGGCGGCGUUUGCGGGUCCUCGCUAUCACUUCACGAUCCAGCCUGAUUAUUUUGUCGAUUACGAGCAAGUGGCCGCCCAGGAUCCCUCAGGCAAGGCGACAACGCAACCGAAUCUGGGUAUCCUCGACCGCGAGUACCCCGAGAUUGAAAUUCCGGGCACGCCUUGGGAGCGUCUCGUCACAAACGUCACACGUCUCAACGCCGAGAGCAAAGGCGACGUCAAGUACAAAGUGCUGUUCCUCACAAGGCACGGCCUAGGUUACCACAAUGUCCAGCAGGCCAAGGUCGGCACCCCAGAGUGGGAUCGCUACUGGUCGCGGCUCGACGGCGACGGUGCAGUCAUCUGGCGUGACGCCCCCCUUGUCGAGGAGGGCAUCAACCAGGCCAAGCAACUGAGUCUCAUCUGGCAAGACGCUGUUGCCAACGGCAGGAUGCCUCUGCCGCAUUCUUUCUACACGAGCCCCUUGACUCGAUGCCUGCAAACCAGCAAGCUUGUCAUGGGCCCUCUCCUCGAGAGUCGCGGACACGCAUUCCGCCCUAUUGUCAAGGAGCUGCUGAGAGAGCGCAUGACGGACCACACGUGCGACGCCAGGAGUACGCGCACCUCGAUCCAGGAGGCGUACCCAGAGUACAUCAUUGAGCCAAGCCUCACAGAGACGGAUGAGCUCUGGAAGGCCGAUCGGUUCGAGUCGGAUGAGGAGCACAUUGCACGGAAGCAGCGCGUGCUCGAAGACAUCUUUUCGACAGACCACAGCCAAUACAUUUCGCUGACGGUGCACUCACAAGCUAUACAGGCCAUCAUGCAGGUGGGAGGUGCCACGCCGUUCAAGAUUCGGGAGGGGACCUCAUUUGCCGUGGUCAUGCGGGCAGACGUGCUGCAUACAUAG